AUGGAAGUCUACAGGGUAACCGUAGCAACUGGAACAUCUGAGUACUCUGGCACCAACAACUACAUCUUUCUGACCCUGAUCGGGGAGAAAGGAGAGAGUGAACGCACCCAGCUGGACAAUCCUGGACUGGAUUUCUGCCGAGGAGCAGUUGAUCAGUACAAAGUGAGCAGCCAGUCAGCUCUAGGCUCCCUACAACUGGUUAGGCUGGAGAAAGAGAGGUACUGGGUUGAAGAUAACUGGUUCUGUCGCUAUGUCACCGUGGAGCCUCCAGGUGGAGGAAAAGCCAUGACUUUCCCAUGUUACCGCUGGCUUAUUGGAGACACCAAGGUGGAGAUAAGAGAGGGCACAGCAAAGACCCUCAUGGAGGACUCAGCAGGACGGCUGCUGGCACACAGGAAGGCAGAGUUACAGGAGAGACAGAAGACCUACAGAUGGAUAACUUGGGCUAAAGGGAUUCCCAGAUGCGUUGAUGCUAAAACAGAAGCAGAUUUACCCCAAGAUGUCCGGUUUGACAAUGAAAAGAGGAGUGAUUUUGAACAUUCUUUACACUAUGCCUUGCUUGAGCUGUCUCUGAAGAAACUGACCAUCACAUUUGGGAAGUCCUGGAGUGACCUGGAUGAUUUCAGAAGGAUAUUUUGGAAGCUAAGGAGCCCCAUAGCUGAAUAUGUCAUGGAGCACUGGCAAGAGGACUGGCUUUUUGGAUACCAGUGUCUCAACGGCUCCAACCCAAGAAUGAUUCAGAAGUGCAGCAAGCUGCCAGAAAACUUCCCUGUCACAGCUGAUAUGGUUCAGAGCUCCAUGGGGGAGCGAAGAACUUUGGACAAAGAACUCAAGGCAGGAAAUAUAUACUUGUUGGACUAUGCCAUCAUGGAUGGGCUUCCAACUAACACCAUCAAGGGAAAGCCUCAGUACAUCGCAGCUCCCCUCUGUCUGAUGUACCAGCACCCAGAUGAUGGACUCAUACCGAUUGCAAUACAGCUUGACCAAAGCCCAGGUCUGAACACACCAAUAUUCCUGCCCAAAGACCCACCUCUGGCGUGGCUGUUGGCCAAAAUAUGGGUGCGUCAUUCGGAGUUCCAGAUUUUCCAGGUCUCGUCUCACCUUCUGAGGACUCACCUGGUAUCUGAGGUCUUCUGUGUGGCUACUCUGAGACAGCUGCCAGCAGUACACCCCAUAUACAAGCUCUUGGCCCCCCAUCUGCGCUACACACUAGAGAUCAACUGCAGGGCACGGAAUCAGCUCAUCUCUCCAAAUGGCAUCUUCAAACGAGUUGUCUCCACAGGUGGGGAAGGCCUCUUGGUUCUGGCCCAGAGGGAUUACAAGCAGUUGACCUACCGCUCCCUUCAGCCCCACUGUGACUUCAGUGACAGAGGAGUGUGCCAGCUCCCAAACUAUUUCCACAGGGAUCACAGUCUGAUGCUGUGGGAGGCCAUUCAAAGUUUUGUCUCAGGGAUGGUGAGCCUUUAUUACCAGACUGACCAGGAUGUUCAGAAGGACUCAGAGCUUCAGGCUUGGGUCAGAGACAUCUCACAGGAGGGUUUCGCAGAUCUUCCCAACUUUGGUCUGCCAAGUCAGCUCAUCAGCAGAGAGGAACUCUCCACUUUACUGGCAGUGGCUCUCUUUACCAGCACGGUUCAGCAUGCAGCAACUAACAAUGGACAGUUUGACUGGUGUGCCUGGGUACCCAACACCCCCUGCUCCAUGAGACUCCCUCCACCAGAAGACAAAGAUGCUGUUACCAUGGAGAUGAUCAUGGCCUCCCUUCCUGAUGUCAGCCAGUCUUGUGUGCAGAUGGCUAUAACAUGGCAUCUGGGAAGAGCACAACCAGAUGCAAUUCCUUUGGGCCAAUACACAGAGGAGCACUUCACUGAGGUCCGUGCCCUGGAGAUGAUUGACCAGUUCAGAGGGAAGUUAAAGGAGAUUGAGGAGCACAUCCUGAAUCAGAAUGCAGGACUGGACCUGCAGUACCUUUUCCUCCUGCCAAGUCGCAUAGAAAAUAGUAUCACUAUAUAG
Menidia menidia (Atlantic silverside) is the source of this 2013-nucleotide messenger RNA. NCBI's taxonomy places the organism in Eukaryota, Metazoa, Chordata, Actinopteri, Atheriniformes, Atherinopsidae. The record is from the annotation of a GenBank genome assembly.